Molecule: messenger RNA, 3515 nt
Organism: Ruditapes philippinarum (Manila clam)
Lineage: Eukaryota; Metazoa; Mollusca; Bivalvia; Venerida; Veneridae
Product: periodic tryptophan protein 2 homolog
Exons: 15
Coding region: 40-2415 (791 amino acids)
Biological process (GO): maturation of SSU-rRNA from tricistronic rRNA transcript (SSU-rRNA, 5.8S rRNA, LSU-rRNA); ribosomal small subunit assembly
Cellular component (GO): small-subunit processome; Pwp2p-containing subcomplex of 90S preribosome
Molecular function (GO): protein binding
Source: RefSeq, a predicted model, not a curated record
UUUUCUGUGUGGGGUCAAAAGACAUGAACACAAGAGUGUAUGGGGCACAACAUUUUACGAAAUCUGAUCGUCUAUUCCAUCGGAGGACAUAAUGACGAAAUAGUUGGAGCUUACUUUGAGAAAGAUUCUCUCGAUUUAUAUACGAUAAGUGCUAAUGGUAGAUUGAACAUAUGGGAAUGUGAUACUGACUUAUCAGGACUGAAACCUUAUGAGGCACCAAAGGGAAACCUGCCUAAAAUUGAGGUCAACUCAGAUGAUGAAGAUGAGGGGCCAUAUGGGGAACCUAAAAAUAAAAGUAAAGAAGUGAAAUUGAGCAAAGAGGAAGAAAUGAAGCAAGUUGAUAAAGUGAUUUAUAAGAAAACCGCCAGGCAUUCCUACAAAGAGGCACGAGGGGACAAGGCAUCUCGAGGAACUGUUACUAGCUCAGCUUAUCAUAAAUCAACACAUAUACUGGUGACCGGUUUUGAUGAUGGUGUCUUCUUCCUUCAUGAAAUGCCAGAUUUUAACCUCAUACAUUCACUAAGCAUUUCAGACAAGACUAUCGCAACAGUAGAUUUCAACAAGAUAGGUGACUGGAUAGCAUUUGGAUGUUCGGGCCUCGGUCAACUUCUCGUGUGGGAAUGGCAGAGUGAGACAUACGUGUUGAAGCAGCAAGGGCAUUAUAAUAACAUGAAUUGUGUUGUGUACUCACCAGACGGACAGAACCUGGCUACAGGAGGGGAUGAUGGGAAGGUGAAGGUAUGGAACACUAGUAGUGGGUUCUGUUUUGUGACAUUUACAGAACAUCUCGGAGGUAUAACAGGCGUGGUGUUCAAUCAGAACGGACAGGUGGUGCUAUCCUCAUCACUAGACGGCACUGUGCGGGCAUUUGAUCUGAACAGGUACCGAAAUUUCCGCACAUUCACGUCGCCCCGCCCAGCACAAUUUUCGUGUCUUACAAUUGACCCUAGUGGAGAUCUAGUGUGUGCCGGGGCUCAGGACACAUUUGAAAUAUUUGUAUGGUCAAUGCAGACUGGACGGCUUCUAGAGGUGUUAGCUGGUCAUGAAGGGCCGGUAAGCAGUCUCAGUUUCAGCCCAACAGAGACAUUGCUGGCGUCCGGCUCUUGGGAUAAGUCAGUCAAGUUAUGGGAUAUAUUUGAUAACAAAGGUGCUAAAGAGACAUUGGAGGUUUCCUCAGACGUAUUAGCAGUGGCAUUUCGUCCCGAUGGAGGAGAGCUUGCUGUAUCUACGUUGAAUGCCCAGAUCACCUUCUGGGAGCCCCAUCAGGCUAAACAGGUGGGGUCCAUUGAGGGGAGACAUGAUGUAGGAUACUCAAGAAAGGAACAAGAGAAGAUAACUGCUAAAAAAUCCGCAUUUGGAAAGGCAUUUAAUACUAUAUGUUACUCUGCUGAUGGGAAAUGUAUAUUAGCUGCUGGUAGGUCAAAGAAUGUGUGUAUAUACUCAGUAGAGGACCAGUUGAUCAUCAAGAAAUUUGAAAUCACCUGCAACAUGUCGUUUGAUGGAAUGGAGGAGUUUUUGGACAAGAGAAAGAUGACAGAGUUUGGUAGUCUCUCCCUGGUAGAUUCUGAAGAGGGCAAAGAUUUAAGUUUACCUGGUGUGAAGAAAGGUGACAUGUCGUCAAGACACUGGAAACCUGAAGUUCGAGUUUCUUCUGUCAGAUUUUCUCCAACAGGAAGGGCCUGGGCUGCUACUACAACAGAAGGACUUCUCAUGUACUCAUUAGACAGUAAUCUUGUGUUUGAUCCAUUCGACCUUGACAUUGAUAUUACUCCCUCCAAUGUGAAGAAGACACUGGCAAAGGGAGAGCACUCUACUGCACUGAUGCUGAGUUUUCGUUUAAAUGAGCACAGUCUGAUACAGGAAGUGCUGGAAAAUAUACCAGUCUCUGAUGUUGAAGUGAUUGUGGAUAAUCUACCAGAUGUUUAUGUCGAUAAGUUGAUGUCGUUUGUGGCGGGUAUGAUAGAAUCAACAGCACACAUAGAAUUCUACCUGAUAUGGGCGAGUAGGCUUCUCAUGCAGCAUGGACCGAGGUUAAAACAAAGGUCACAACAAGUCAUGGCCACGCUGAGGUCAAUGCAGAAAAAUGUUACACGUAAAUCUGAGGAGUUGGGGAAAAUAUGUGAUCACAAUAAAUAUAGUAUCCAGUAUAUAAUUGCAUUGUCCAAGGCCAAGAGAAAAUUUGUGGAGGCAUCAGAUAGUGUUGAAGCAGGGAAUGGAGGAGUGGAACCAGCCAGUGAUGAUGAUGACGAAAACAGGGAACCAGGCACAGAUGAUAAUAUAAUGGAGGGUGAAUCUGAAAAUGAACUCGAGUCAGAUGAUGAACUUGAAAAUAUAGUGAAAGAGAAUAAUGGUGAAAUAUUGACAGACUCUGAUGAAGAAUCUGGAAGUUCUAGUUCCUCAAUGGAUGCUACAUGAGGAAAGUUCUUGUAACAAUGGUAGUUUGAACAUGGAUGUUUCGAUGUGUAUUCUUCUAUAUUUCAUGGAUAUAUGAAUAUCACGAUAAUAUGUUAAAGACUUAAAGAGACUGGUUAAGCUAUAUUUGAAGAAAUUAAAGGAUUUGUUAUAUGAAUAGUGUUGUAACACAAUCAAACUAAAAUAAAUUUUGUAUAAACUAAUAUAAUAAAGCAUAUGAAUCUGAAUGAUAACUUUAAUAAGAAACAAGCUUAGGAAUGAAAGAUAAUCAAGUCCUUUGAUUACAAGGUGCAUCACUUUUGAUAGAGGUUAUAUCACUAGGUGUAAAGUAUCCAAAUAUCUGUAGAUCCAAACUGGGAUCAGAAUGACUUGGAGUGUUAUAUUCAGGAAGUAUAACAAUAUAAACAUGUUUGAAUAAAUACAAAUGAAUGAUGUUAAAAUGUACAUCGACUAGAUUAAUGAAAACUAAAAAAAAAGCAAGGUCUUAUUAUAUUUUAUAAGAUAUCCUUUUUGUGUUUGUGGUUAAAAUUGCUGACUUUGAAUCACUUGCCCCUCAAUGCUUUAGUUUGAAACUUGUUGAAACUGGAUCCAUUGAUUACAGAAUUUUUUCAUUUGAGGGAGCUAUCCAGCUAGCUUGUAUGUCAGUAGGUCAGUAAUUCUACUCAGGUGCCUGCUACUGCCUGAAAAAAGUAUUUAAGGACCACCUAAAGUCUUAAACCAUCAGUAAAGCUGGAAGGUUGCUGUAAAUGUGUGAUGUAAAAACAAACAAAUCAGUUCAGAAUCUACGGCCGCUUGUUACAUAUUCUAGCCUGAUUACUUCAUAUAACUUAUAUUGAAUAAUGUCUGUCAAAUGCAUGUUCAAAAUGCAUGAAGUUAAUGAAUUAGUGCCAUCUACUGAUUUACUUAAAUAAUUAAAUUUUUAUUGUAUAUACCCCAAAGAAAACUGUUGGCAUGAAGGUCCUUUAUUUAUGACUCUUGCAGAAAUUGCAAAAUAAAAUAUAAAAUCAUAAAAAUGUAUAAUAUAAAAUGGUAUCAAUUUAAGUAGAUUUUACAAGGUUUCAAUUUAUCUUAAAUAUGGUAUAAAAUUACAGCCAAUAAUUUGU